GUCUCCGAGUUGUCUGGAGGUGCGACGUUGGACGCUGGGGCUCGCGCGUGGGCGCGUGCGGCAUGGCUGGAGGGCUGGUGCGCAUGCUGCUCCUCCUCUCACAGCUCCAGGUCCAGCUGAGUGUGCCAUGGGCUGCAGUCAAGCUGAGAUUGAAUUGUCCUCAAGCACCCUGCUGGCACUAUUGGCAGGGGAAUUGUUAUUGCAUGGAGAGGAGUCGCACAGGGACUUGGAUUGAAGCACUGAGAUACUGCAAACGAUAUCGAGAUACAGAACUAUUAAAAAUCACUAAUGCAUCAGAAAAGAAAUGGAUUUUAGGAUUGCCUCUGAACGAUUUCUGGAUUGGAUUAAAUAAUUUGGAAAAUGAGACUAAUUUUGCCUGGUCAGAAGGGACACUGGCAGACAUAACAGCACCCUGGCUUUGGAUGUCACGCCCAGCCCAGCCAAACACUGCAUAUUGUGUGAAGAUUUCCAAUGGCAUCUUGAUUGCUCUGGACUGUAGUGCCAAGGCCCAUUGGAUCUGCAAACAAAGUGCAGAUACUGAGCGGUAUCAAGAACACAAAGGAAAGGUACUUCUCUCGCCACCAAGUCUUCCAUCACAAGUACAUGGAGAUUUGAAUUCUGCGAAAGAAGCUUGCCUGGAGCUUAGGAAGAAAUGCACAGGAAUUUCUACAUGGAAUAAUGCAUAUGCCCUUGCCAGGGGGACCGUAUUGUUGAAGAGUGAGGAGAGCAAUUCCUAUGCCUAUGUAAAAUCAGAUUGCUCCACGGGUUACUUUGGAAGGGAUUGUUCGUCUGUGUGCGGUUUGUGUCACAACGAUGAUCUGUGCAAUCCCUACACGGGAACUUGUGAUGAUUUUCAUUUGUGCAGUGUUCAGAGUGCACCUACAGCCUGUGAGAGAGCUAUGAAAAGUUUGUGGUGCCCUCGUUUUUCUGGUUGGUCGUAUUGGAGUGGCAAAUGUUACUACUUCAGCACAGAGGCCCCUGCCAGCUGGCUUCAAGCAAGGGAGAAGUGUAGAAGAUACAGAAGUGCAGAUCUGCUAUGGAUUGAGAGCCCAGAAGAAAUGAAUUGGUUGUUCUCGGUGAUUCCAUCAGAAACCUUUUGGACUGGAUUGAAUAGCAGGCAGCAAGAGUCUAUAUGGAUUUGGUCAAAUGAAAAGUCAGCUGCUAAAGAACUCGAUUGGUUAUCCAUGAAUGGACAUCCAUCUGGAAGAUGUGCAGGUAUCCAGCCAGCACCCAGAAGUAUUUUAAAGUUUAACUGUGAAAAUAAGUACAGAUGGCUUUGUAAGAAAGCUGAAUCUCCACAUAUUUUUGAUGUGUUUCUUAGUCGGUACCUGUCAAGACCAUUUUCAUCACAGAAGAUGUACAACUCCCUCCAUAGUGCUAAGAUAGACUGCUUACAUGACAGGAACUGCACAGGAGUAGUAAAAGUCUCACAGUACUUCAGAAGAGUGGCAGGAAUUGAUGAAAUCCACUUUGCUCCUUUUAGUGCUCCCUCGAGUGCUAUUUCAUAUGUAAAACGUGAAUGUUCUUUGGGAUACUAUGGAGAAAACUGUGCAGGAGUUUGUCUGCAGUGUUCUGGAAACUUCAGAUGCAAUUCAGUAACUGGCAAAUGCCCAGAAAAGUUAAUGUGUGUGGACAAAUUUAAAGGUGAAAUUUGUGAAUCAGAUGUGGGUGGCUUCCAUGCUGGAGGGUGGCACCUGGAUUGGUUUGUCAAAGCAGCAGUCUGGUGCCUGGCAAUGGACUAGCGGACAUGGUGCUAAUCUUGCAGUCAACUGGCUUUCAGACAUUAAAAGGGGUCAAAGUGGGUGCGCUCAGAUGAAGAAAGGAGGAGAACUUAUGGCUACUAGUUGCUCCACACACCUGCUCUGGGGGUGUGAAAAACAAGCAGGUGGUGAUCUAAAGAACCAGUACUCGUGUCUACAGCUAAUUAUGUAGGAUCUUAUAAGAUGCUUUUCACAAUGUAUCUGAUUGCAUGUUGCUGCAUAUGUACUGUGCCCGGGGAAUGCAGAUUCCAGAGCUAGCUAACUCUGUGUGCCAAGUAUUCAGGUGGUAUAAAUGGGUUAUCUCAUUAAUUUAAAUGGAACUGUGCUGAUUUCACAGCAGCUGAGAAUCUGCCCCUAAUCUCCACAAUGUAAUUUAAAUUAGGAAUUGCUGUGGAAGAACAAUUUAGAAAAAAUGUAUCAACAAGAUACUUUCAAAACUAAUUCAUGAUAUACAAAAAGACGAUCAUGAGAUGUGUCUUAUUGACAAACCUCAAAUAGCGAAAUUGAAUUACUGUAUUACAUGCCAUGGUAUCUUUUGAUAAAUCAUGUGGUGGUUUGUUUGACUUUAUACGUGGU
Molecule: messenger RNA, 2336 nt
Organism: Caretta caretta (loggerhead turtle)
Lineage: Eukaryota; Metazoa; Chordata; Testudines; Cheloniidae
Source: RefSeq, a predicted model, not a curated record